Messenger RNA from Orycteropus afer afer, 1272 nucleotides. It is a transcript of the gene GMNC, whose product is annotated as geminin coiled-coil domain containing. Bases 1 to 1272 code for a protein of 423 amino acids. Gene Ontology annotation, biological process: negative regulation of cell cycle; negative regulation of DNA replication. Gene Ontology annotation, cellular component: nucleus. The record is from RefSeq and is a predicted model, not a curated record. NCBI's taxonomy places the organism in Eukaryota, Metazoa, Chordata, Mammalia, Tubulidentata, Orycteropodidae. The transcript is spliced from 7 exons.
AUGGGGGAUGGUCAUACCUCUGUUCGCCAAGUGGGUGUGGGCCCUGACACUUGGGCAGACCUGCAGUCCUUGGCCACCCUGUGCCUGACCGGCGCGCAUCGCGCCCCCAGCCGCCGGCCGCCCCUUCAGGUUGCCAGAACCGGCACCGCAGCCUGUGAACUCGCCGCCUUGUCUUCACUCCUCCCCUCAGUCCCAUUUAAAGCCCAGAGAGCUUUACUGAAAAUUAAGCGUGCUCUCAGUUUCUACAACGCCUUUUUCCACUGCAAGAUGAACACCAUUUUGCCUUGCCAAGACCAGUACUUUGUAGGAGGCCAGAGUUAUAAUUGCCCGUAUUCCACUACAACGUCAGAAUCUAGUGUUGACGUUUCCAGGGAGACUUGGGUCUCUUUCUGGGCUGCUGGUCUCCUGGACAACAGAGAGCCCCAACAAGCACCACAGGCACAGGAAUCAUCCAGUGACUCGAAUUUCCCUGUUCUGGAGUCAUGUUCCUGGGAAGAGGACCAGCUUUCCUCUCAGCUCUACAGAAACAAGCAGCUCCAAGAUACUCUGGUACAGAAGGAAGAAGAACUUGCUAGGUUACAUGAAGAGAAUAAUCACCUCAGACAAUACCUGAAUUCCGCUUUGGUUAAAUGUCUUGAAGAAAAGGCCAAGAAAUUAUUGUCAUCAGAUGAGUUCUCCAAAGCAUGUGGGAAAUUCAGAAGGGGGAAGAGGAAACCCAAAGAGCAGAGAUACUGUUCUCUUGAUACUCCUCAUUCCAAAAAUGCCAAGAGAAACCUGUCUAGUGAAUUUGCCACCUGUGAAGAGCAACCUGGGCCCCCUGUGGACCCCUGGAUCCUUCAGACACUUGGGUUAAAAGACCUCAACACCAUUGAUGACACCGUAUCAGCUAACUACAGUGCCCUUUCGUUCCCUCCUGCAAGAAUCUCCAGCACAUUUUGUCGGUCUCCAGAAGAUGCAGUUGAUUAUGAAAAUGCUCCCAGGGAGGAUCUGCUGAUUGACUAUGAAGGUGACAGAACAACCCCCUUACAGAGCACUGCCAACCACAGGGAAGACUUUCACUUCUUUUCUCAACUUUCAAAUCCCCCUGGAGGGCUACAAACCCUUCCUUACUACACUGCUGAUGUGUCACCCAACAAGACAGACAUGGCCUUUUCCACAUCCCUGAGCCCUCAUUGUAAUGUGAAAACACAUUCCUUCCACCAGGGACAAGCCUUUGUGCGUCGAGAUGAGGAGGGAGGAUGGAAAUUUACCUGGGUCCCUAAGCAGUCUUAG